GAUCGUCUCCUGCCUACCACAGAAGCAAACGAUCACUGAAGGUUUAGCUCUUGGUAUCAGCACCACCCCGGCAUCGAUCGACACGCCAUUCAUGGCGUACUCCAGCACCACCGUGGCCCUGCAGAUCGUCGUCGGCCUGCUGCUCGCGCUCACCGUCACCACCGAGUCCGGAUCCGCUCCCGUCAACACGUCGUGCGUCACUGGCAGCGCCGGCGCCACCGUGAGCAUUGGCUACGGCGGGGCGAGAGCCAGCGCCGGGGCCGGCAUGUCUCUUGGUGUCGGCGUGUACCGGGCCACCUGCCCCCGCGCCGAGGAGAUCGUCCGCGCGGCCAUCGAGAGGGCCGUCGCCGCCGACCCGCGCAUGGCGGCGUCCCUCCUCCGCCUCCAUUUCCACGACUGCUUUGUCAACGGCUGCGACGGCUCCGUGCUCCUGGACGACAAGCCGCCCUUCUUCAUCGGCGAGAAGACGGCCGUGCCGAACGCCAACUCGCUCAGGGGCUUCGAGGUCAUCGACACCAUCAAGGCCGAGCUGGAGCGAGAGUGCCCAGAGACGGUCUCCUGCGCCGACCUCCUUGCCAUCGCUGCCCGUGACUCCGUCGUCGUGUCGGGCGGGCCGAACUGGGAGGUAGAGGCCGGCCGGAAGGACGGCCGCACGGCGAGCCUCCAGGGCGCCAACACCAAUCUCCCGGCGCCGACGUCCGGCGUCGCCACCCUCGUGCAGAAGUUCAGGAACGUCGGCCUCUCCGCUAAGGACAUGGUCGCUCUCUCCGGCGCGCACACCAUCGGGAAGGCACGGUGCACAUCGUUCAGCGCGCGCCUCGUCUCCGGCGCCGGCGCAGACGUUUCGGCCGGCGGCGCCGUUGGGGCGGCGUCCAAGGACAUGGCCUUCCUGCAGUCGCUGCAGCAGCUGUGCUCGGGUUCAGCGGGGUCGGCGCUGGCGCACCUGGACCUCGCCACGCCGGCCACCUUCGACAACCAGUACUACAUCAACCUCCUCUCCGGCGACGGCCUGCUGCCGUCCGACCAGGCGCUCGCGUCGCCAUCAGCAGGCGCCAUGCCGGGGGCAGACGAUGACGGCGUCGCCGGCCUCGUGGCCACCUACGCGUUCGACGCCUCCGUCUUCUUCCAGGACUUUGCGGAGUCCAUGCUGCGUAUGGGGAGGCUCGCGCCCGGUGGCGCCGGAGGCGAGGUCCGCACGAACUGCCGGGUGGUGAACAGCUCGAGCUAGAUUCAGUGACCCAGUCCAUGCGCGGUCUGAAUAAUCUGGUGCACUGCGGCUUGCACCUAUGCUGUCUCCUAUAAUUCUUAAGUUCGUUUGUUUCAGUUAGGUUUCUGCUUUGGGUUUCACCCCUGGUACUAUGUAUGCUGGGCUUGGUUAAGAAAAGCUGUAUGUGAUGUAUGCUUGGCCUCAUCGAUGGCUCUAAAUAAUGAAAUAACUAACCUGUGG
This is a messenger RNA of Setaria italica (foxtail millet), 1447 nucleotides long. Its product is annotated as peroxidase 40. Gene Ontology annotation, biological process: response to oxidative stress; hydrogen peroxide catabolic process. Lineage: Eukaryota; Viridiplantae; Streptophyta; Magnoliopsida; Poales; Poaceae. The record is from RefSeq and is a predicted model, not a curated record. Gene Ontology annotation, molecular function: heme binding; peroxidase activity. The coding region runs from base 92 to 1228 and encodes 378 amino acids. The transcript has 3 exons.